GGAGUGGCAUGUGAGGAUGGCAGGAGAAUCUAGGACGAGGGGGAGAAACCUGAUCACUGGCAGAUUGAAAAAUGAAGAGGGUUUUACCAAAGAAGGCCCUAUCAAUCACGACAGUGGGAAGGCUAGUGUGAUACAGCUAGACCGAGAGCUGAAGGCCUUGAAGGAAGAAAAUACCAAAUUGCAGAAUGACUUAGACAAUGUCAAGAGCAUCUAUGAUCAGCUUGUGACAGAAGGUCCAGUGGAGCAGUAUGGUGAGAGGAGAGUGAACCUACUCAAGGCACAAGUAAUUCAACUAGAGAGACAGGUGCUAAUGCAAGCUGAGGCUCUGAGCUCUAGAUCUGGUGUCCUUUUUGAAGUGGAGAAUAAUCUUCAAACAAUUGCUGAUAAUUUCAGGGAACUGCUGGCCAGCAAAACUAAAGGCCCAUCUGUCCAAGUUCAAAGGUCACAGAUCACUACCAUGAUAGAAACAGCUGAGUCAGCACGCCUUAGACUGUACAAGAAUCUAGAGAUCAACAACCAAGAGAAGUUGGAACAGCCUCUUAUCUUCACAGGCCUCUAUGCUAAACCCAAACCACAUCGCUAUGACAACAAACCAGUCGACAUCAUGGAUGUAUGCAGUGGAAAGAUAGAACAUCUCAACCUUAAACAUGUGGCUAAAUUAGAAUCCAAACUCUUCACCUUGAAUCAACAACUCAACAGUCUCCACCAAUCACUUAAGACCUGCUGGUCACCUGACAGCCACGCCCUGCAGCAGGCAGCCAAUCAUCAUCUUCCAUCAGCUGUCAAUCACAGAUUGUCCAGCCUUCUUAAUGACACUGAGAGACAGUUGGUAGAGUGCUGUCAAGAUCUUGUAUCGCUCUCAAUCCUGGUUCCUGCAGCUCCAUGGCCUCUCCUGACCAAAUCUGUAAUUCCUGAAAUCAAGACUGAUGAUGUCAUGACAGCUCUUCCCACAUUCCCAAGAAACAAACAACAGCAGGUAAAGUCGGUCAUUGAUGCUGUGAUCAAGGCUAGCAACUAUGCAAGGAGAGUCUCAAAAAUGGAGGCCAAGGCUUGUGUAGAAGAAUUGAGAUUCCACCAGGCUCUCUACGAUGUACAGUUUAAGUACAUGGCUUCACUUUAUGCAGCUGUAAGAGAAGCAUACAUGAUGUUUGAAGACAGCAUCCAGAAGACGCUUUGUGGCCCUAUGAAAGAAGUUCUGUCAUCGUUUGAGAAGUUAAAGCAGACAGCCUCUGAAGAAGCCUUGAGAGAGUUCUUGACAGAUUUCAAACUUCACAAAUCACAAUUGGAAACAGCCGUUGAUGGUUUGACACAGACUCAGGGUCAGGGUGCCGAGGCCAUAUCUGAGCAUGGACAGCAGUUCCUAGAGGCGGUCAAGACAGAGGCCGAGAGGUCAGCGGAAGAGAGGGACAGACUCGCUGAAGAGUUGGAGGAGGUCAAGAGAAUAAGAGACCAGCAUCUCAAGGAAGGGAUGGAUGUCUUGAGGGUUUCAAAACCUGAAGAUAGUGAACCUGCUGUGAGCGGUGGGAAUGAAGCUAUGGAUAAUGGAGAAAAGAAGAGCUGACUGUAAAAGGGACGCUUGAGUCAAUAUUUGUGCAAUAUAUGUUAUGUAAUGUAUCGGUAUUCAAAUGAGUGUAGGUUUCCCACCUUCCCAGCUUGUAGCUCAUACCGUCAUGGAAUCACUACUUACACAUACCGUCUUUCGAGAGCCAGAGGAGGGAUAAUUCACAUACUUCAACAUAGAGUUAACAGCAUCCUGGCUUUUGACAGACGAUACAAUUAUUAGGAUCUCUGUCCAGUAGUGCCGUGUUUGUGCCAUCGAACUGGAUCGACCAAAUUAAUUGAUUCAUAAUAUAUGUAUAUGCAAUAUU
Messenger RNA from Strongylocentrotus purpuratus (purple sea urchin), 1868 nucleotides. RefSeq lists its product as uncharacterized. NCBI's taxonomy places the organism in Eukaryota, Metazoa, Echinodermata, Echinoidea, Camarodonta, Strongylocentrotidae. The transcript is spliced from 13 exons. The coding region runs from base 17 to 1561 and encodes 514 amino acids. The record is from RefSeq and is a predicted model, not a curated record.